Molecule: messenger RNA, 1911 nt
Organism: Daphnia pulicaria
Lineage: Eukaryota; Metazoa; Arthropoda; Branchiopoda; Diplostraca; Daphniidae
Product: WD repeat and SOCS box-containing protein 1-like
Exons: 8
Coding region: 356-1648 (430 amino acids)
Biological process (GO): intracellular signal transduction
Molecular function (GO): protein binding
Source: RefSeq, a predicted model, not a curated record
UUCCUUUUACGUGCUCACAAAAGUAGUCGUACACACAGCGCCUGCGCUGCUGCCCUGAAAAUAGAAACGGGAAAAAAAGCGUUAUAAUCAUAUAUUAUUUUCGUUGUGCCCUGCGGUUCGGUACUUUUCGAACGGUGCGGUGGCUAGACGCGUUCAGUCAGCUCAGCACAGCCGUGACGAUCACACGUUAAUUCUUCCAUCUCCACCAACUUUUUCUUCUUCCACCAACCAAGUGUUUGCCAAAAUUCAAUUUUGCACUAAUUUCAGAGUGAAUCUUUGCAUUUUAUUUGAUUGAAGAUCAAUCGAGUUGUUUUUCUUGUCAAACUAGUUUCAUCUUCAAAAGUUCCCCAGGUGAAUGAUGCUUGAUACCAAUAACGGACCCCGCCCCCUAUUGAAGAAAUCUGCUCACGACUUAACUCAUGUGGUGAAAGUCGGUGAGCUUCGCCCGGCGCCGCGUCCAGCGCACUCACCUUUGACAUCUGCACGAUCCCGUCGUCAUGUCGCCGAAUGUUGGCACGUUAUUUUCGCUCCAGAUGAAACCCGUUUCGCUUGGCUAUGCGGAACCAGUCGCGUCCUCAUCGUCCCCUGGAAUCGAUUCAAAAAUUGCCUACUGUCGCUGGACAAUACGGACGACGAAGGUAACGAAAUCAAAGGCCAAGUGGUUUCGAUCGACACGGGAUCACCCGUCAAUUCCGCUGGAUUCGGCAGUGGCACUCCGGAGAGCCAAUUGGCUGAUCCGCCGCAACGUCAGUACUGGACUCGAUUCGAUUUCAGCAACAAAGAACUCGUCUUUGCCACUGGUCACGUUAAUGGACGGGUCCGCAUUUGGGAUGUUUACACUGGUCGCAAGUUGCUCGAGCUGAUGGAUCACACGCAGGCCGUUCGUGAUUUGGCCUUUGCACCGGACGGUUCACUUCGUCUCGUAACCGCCUCUCUCGAUCGAACUAUAAAAGUAUGGGAUCUGAGAGAUGACGGGAACAUGUUCAAGACCUUAAAAGGUCAUUCGAAUGAAAUCUUCUGGUGUUGCUGGUCUCCAAACGCCCAGCUGCUGGCCUCGGCUGGCAUUGGCAAAUCCAUAAUGGUCUGGGACAUGGUCACUUAUUCCUUGGCACGGACACUCACCGGCCAUCAUCACAACGUCAGCGCAUGUGAAUUCUCACCAGAUGGGGCCAUUUUGGCUUCAUCCUCUUGGGACACUCGUGUCAUCCUAUGGGAUCCCUACACAGGCGAAGAAUUAAGGGAAUUGUGCCAUCAGUAUCCCCCACCCAGGCCCAUUUUUGCCUCUGGUGCCAAUGGAUCGUGGGUGAGAGGCGUGGCUUACGCUCGCAAUGGGGGACAAACGGCCACCAUCUCGGAUGACGGGCUCAUCCGUUUCUGGAAUCUCUUGGAGCCGGAAGUGGAUCCAUCAGCCAUCGCUCAAGGCGACGAAGAAAUGGUCUGCUGCACUUUUUCGCCAUCGGGUCGCGUUUUCGCUGUCGGGACAAAAGAGAGUCGAGUUUCGUUCUACCUGGCUCCUAGGGUCAUCUUUUCUCUGAAACAUUUGGCCAGAAUGGCUGUCCGUCGUCAAGUAUUGGCCACACCAGAAAUCGACCAAUUACUUCUUCCAGCUCCGUUGAAAACUUACCUGAAAUAUCAGGAUUGGAUUUAAAACAAAACUUCUUAUUUCUGCGCGUUGUGUCUUGUCUGUGUGGUCUUAUAACGAGGGGUUGAAAAUCUAUAUGAAAAUUGGAAAAAAAAAAUGGAAAAUGGUUAGUCAAAGGUAUUAAGCCAUUUUAGUAAAACAAAAAAAUGGUCCUUGUAAUUGUGUUUUUCUCGGACAAAUUUUGUCUGGGUAUUUAAUCUUAUUUCAAUGCAGUGCAUUGACACUCCGCCCCAUAUCUGAAAACAAAGAAAUCUGUAAAAAAAACAAAA